AUGCAGAUCUUCGUGAAGACGCUGACGGGGAAGACCAUCACGCUGGAGGUCGAGAGCAGCGACACCAUCGCCAACGUCAAGGCCAAGAUCCAGGACAAGGAAGGCAUCCCGCCGGACCAGCAGCGGCUCAUCUUCGCCGGGAAGCAGCUGGAUGACGACCGCACCCUGGCCGACUACAGCAUCCAGAAGGAGUCCACGCUGCACCUGGUGCUCCGCCUCCGCGGCGGCGGCAGGGGCGGCUACCCCCUCAUGAGCGUCCCGUGGGACCUCAUCAACCUUGCCCGCAAGCACAAUGAGAGCAAGAUGAUCUGCCGCAAGUGCUAUGCGCGCCUUCCCCCCAGGUCCAAAAACUGCCGCAAGAAGAAGUGUGGCCGCAGCAACGAGCUGAGGUCAAAGAAGAAGUUCAUCUCCAAGUUUACCAUGUGA
This is a messenger RNA of Miscanthus lutarioriparius, 426 nucleotides long. NCBI's taxonomy places the organism in Eukaryota, Viridiplantae, Streptophyta, Magnoliopsida, Poales, Poaceae. The record is from the annotation of a GenBank genome assembly.